Messenger RNA from Sesamum indicum (sesame), 1495 nucleotides. RefSeq names its product putative galacturonosyltransferase-like 10. Gene Ontology annotation, molecular function: glycosyltransferase activity. The record is from RefSeq and is a predicted model, not a curated record. Lineage: Eukaryota; Viridiplantae; Streptophyta; Magnoliopsida; Lamiales; Pedaliaceae. Gene Ontology annotation, cellular component: Golgi apparatus.
AGAAAAUCUGUGGUCGGCUUCUUGCAUUUCUCACCACCCCUCUGCUUGUAUCCUUCUCCUUCCCUUGAACAAACAUCCUAAGAUUGAAUCAUAGUAUGACGAUUUGCCUAAGUAGACAAUCUUUCAUCUUGGCAACGUUUGUUUUUCUUCUGUCUUCAGCUGAUGGGAUUCGGGUACUUCCACAAACUUCAACAGAUAGUGCCGAUCUAUAUUCAGAAUACGUUGAAGCUCCCAAGUAUGUGAAUGGAAAUCAGUGCCGGAAUCCGGUGAAGGGCAGCUCGUUUUCUAUGUGUGAUCCAUCACUAGUGCAUGUGGCGAUGACUCUUGAUUCCAAAUACUUGAGGGGCUCAAUUGCAUCGGUCCAUUCAAUUUUGAAGCACGCAGCCUGCCCGGAAAACGUAUAUUUCCAUUUCAUUACUUCUGUUUCCGCUUCCUCUGAGCUUGGCGAUGUCGUGAGAUCCACAUUUCCAAGUUUGUCUUUCAAGGUUUACCCCUUCAAGAAUGAAGGCCGAGUCAAGCAACUGAUAUCGUCUUCUAUUCGUCCAGCGCUGGAGGAGCCCUUGAACUAUGCAAGAAUUUACCUGGCCGAGCUCCUUGAUUCAUGUGUUGGCCGUGUGGUUUAUAUAGAUUCUGAUACGGUAGUAGUUGAUGAUAUUUGGAAACUGUGGUCGACUAGUUUAACUGGUGGUUCAAGAGUAAUUGGAGCUCCAGAGUACUGCCAUGCGAAUUUCGCCAACUACUUCAAUAAGGAAUUCUGGGCUGACCCUGUUCUAUCGAGGGUUUUUGAGGGAAAGAAGCCUUGUUAUUUCAAUACCGGAGUGAUGGUAAUGGAUUUGGGGAGAUGGAGAGGAGGAGAUUACACGAAGAGAAUCGAGGGAUGGAUGGAGAUACAAAAGCAGAGAAGGAUAUAUGAGCUGGGGUCUCUGCCACCGUUCAUGUUGGUUUUUGGUGGAGAAAUAGAAGGCAUUGAUCAUAGGUGGAAUCAGCAUGGGCUUGGUGGAGAUAAUGUGGUGAAUAGCUGCCGGAGUUUGCAUCCGGGUGGGGUUAGUUUGCUGCAUUGGAGUGGGAAGGGGAAGCCAUGGGUGAGGCUCGAUGAUGGCAGGCCAUGCCCUGUCGAUCAUCUCUGGGCACCUUACGAUCUACACAGACUACACAGAUUUUGAAAGCAUCGGCUACAGCAGUAAAUAUGAAGUUGAUGCCGCUUCAACUGUCUGCAACAUUUAUUCAUUCUAUUGAUUCUUUUGUAAAUGAAAAUACGGAGACAAAUGGAGCUGAGGAUGAUGACAUUGUAUGUACUGUCAUCAAAAGCGAUCUCUCGUAACAAGGAGGAUCUUCUUGGAAAUCCCGUGUACGAGGCAUUACUUCUGGCAAAACUUUUGCACUAUAUUUGGAAUCAAUUCAAAACGAAAUUUGAAUGUGAAAUUGGAUUUGUCAGUACGUUAAGGAUCUGAAAUGAUUGUUUACUCUUUUCUACUAUAAAAUAGUUUUUAUUUUG